Molecule: messenger RNA, 1365 nt
Organism: Lipotes vexillifer (Yangtze River dolphin)
Lineage: Eukaryota; Metazoa; Chordata; Mammalia; Artiodactyla; Lipotidae
Gene: CMKLR1
Product: chemerin chemokine-like receptor 1
Exons: 1
Coding region: 1-1098 (365 amino acids)
Biological process (GO): positive regulation of cytosolic calcium ion concentration; phospholipase C-activating G protein-coupled receptor signaling pathway; complement receptor mediated signaling pathway
Cellular component (GO): plasma membrane
Molecular function (GO): G protein-coupled receptor activity; complement receptor activity
Source: RefSeq, a predicted model, not a curated record
AUGGAGGAUGAGGAUAACAACACCUCCCUCACCUAUGAGUACGUGUACUCUGAUGAUUUCGACCCCAUCGUGGUUUUGGAGGAGUUAUCUCCCCUGGAAGGCAGGGUGGUCAGGAUCUUCCUGGUGGUGGUCUACAGCAUCAUCUGUUUCCUCGGGAUCCUGGGCAACGGCUUGGUGAUCAUCAUCGCCACCUGCAAGAUGAAGAAGACGGUGAACACCGUCUGGUUCCUCAAUCUGGCCGUUGCGGAUUUCCUGUUCAACGUCUUCCUCCCAAUCCACAUCACCUACGCCGCCAUGGACUACCACUGGGUGUUCGGCACAGCCAUGUGCAAGGUCAGCAACUUCCUGCUCGUCCACAACAUGUACACCAGCGUCUUCCUGCUCACUGUCAUCAGCUCCGACCGCUGCAUCUCCGUGCUCCUCCCCGUCUGGUCCCAGAACCACCGCAGCGUCCGGCUGGCUUACAUGGCCUGCAUGGUCAUCUGGGUCCUGGCUUUCUUCCUGAGUUCCCCAUCCCUCGUCUUCCGGGACACAGCCCACGUGCACGGGAAAAUAUCCUGCUUUAACAACUUCAGCCUGUCUGCCACCAGCUCUUCCUCGUGGCCCACUCAUCCCCAAGUGGACGCUGUGGGCUUUGGCCGGCACGUGGCGGUGACCGUCACCCGCUUCCUCUGUGGCUUCCUGACCCCGAUGCUCAUCAUCACCGCCUGCUACGUCACCAUCGUCUGCAAGCUGCGGCGCAACCGCCUGGCCAAGACCAAGAAGCCCUUCAAGGUCAUCGUGACCAUCAUUAUCACCUUCUUCCUCUGCUGGUGCCCCUACCACACGCUGUACCUUCUGGAGCUCCGUCACAGCGCCAUGCCUGGCUCCGUCUUCAGCCUGGGUGUGCCCCUGGCCACUGCCAUCGCCAUUGCCAACAGCUGCAUGAAUCCCAUCCUGUACGUCUUCGUGGGUCAGGACUUCAAGAAGUUCAAGGGGGCCCUCUUCUCCCGUCUGGUCAACGCUCUGAGUGAGGACACAGGCCACUCCUCCUAUCCCAGCCACAGAAGUUUCACCAAGAUGUCAUCCAUGAACGAGAGGGAGACCAGCAUGCUCUGAGCCUCGCCUGGAACACCCGCCCCCCACCCCCCGCUGUGGAUACUCCCAACCUUGGAGGCUCAAAGCUAUGCCUUCUCGAGACCACGGCAAGAGCAUCUUGGGCACCCACAGAUGCCCGCUGUAUUUUGCAUGGGGCUGAACUGUGUUUUGAACUGGGAAUCUAGGGCUCAGAACUCCCUUCUUCCAGGGGCACGGCGGACAGGGCAUGCUACGGUGCUCAGCCUUGGACCAGCAUCCCGUGCAUCCUGGGAGACCAGCCUUGACUGA